AUGAAGCCCAACCCCACAGGCCUCUCCCCGGAGAUCUGCAGAGCUUCAGGCCAGACACCACAGCAGAAGACUGAAGCCAAACCCACGCAGGCCCCCAGGCAGAAGGUUCUGGUGACGGGAGGAGGAGGCUACCUGGGCUUUAGUCUGGGGUCCAGCCUGGCCCAGAGUGGCACCUCUGUCAUCCUGCUCGACCUCCGCAGACCCCAGUGGGAACUGUCCCCAGGGAUGGAGUUCAUCCAGGCUGAUGUCCGAGAUGAAGAAGCUCUGUUCCACGCCCUGGAAGGGGUAGGCUGUGUCUUCCAUGUGGCCUCCUAUGGGAUGUCUGGUGCUGAGAAGCUGCAAAAGGAGCAGAUUGAGUCUAUCAACGUCGGAGGCACAAAGCGAGUGAUCGAUGCCUGUGUCCACCGGCGGGUUCCAAGGCUCGUCUACACCAGCACUGUCAAUGUGGCGUUUGGCGGGAAGCCCAUAGAGCAGGGUGACGAGGACUCUGUGCCAUACUUCCCGCUGGACAAGCACAUGGACCACUACUCCCGAACCAAAGCCAUCGCAGACCAGCUGACCCUGAUGGCGAACGGGACCCCUCUCCCGGGAGGAGGAACUCUUCGCACCUGUGUCCUCCGGCCGCCAGGGAUUUAUGGCCCUGAAGAGCAGAAACACCUGCCCCGCAUUGCGAGCCACAUCAAGAAGAGGCUGUUCAUGUUCCGGUUCGGGGACCGCGGGAUGAGGAUGAACUGGGUCCACGUGCGUAAUCUCGUGAAGGCACACGUGCUGGCGGCGGAGGCCCUCACCGCAGCCAAGGGCUACGUGGCCAGUGGGCAGGCCUACUACAUCAACGAUGGGGAGAGCGUCAACCUCUUUGAGUGGAUGACCCCGCUGUUUGAGAAGCUGGGGCACAGCCAGCCCUGGGUCCAGGUACCUACUUCAUGGGUUUAUGUGACAGCCGCAGUGAUGGAAUUCCUGCACCUGGCCCUGAGGCCCUUCGGCAGUCUGCCCCUGCUGCUCACGCGCAGUGAGGUGCAGUCCGUGGCCGUGACGCACACCUUCCGGAUCGCCAAGGCCCGUGCUCAGCUUGGCUACGCGCCGGACAAGUUCAGCUUCGCCGACUCUGUGGAGCGAUACAUGCAGUCCGCGAGCCGGCAGCCGCGGGCCUCCGCGGCGCGGACACUCCUGCGGCUGCUGCUCGGGCUCCUGCUGCUGCUCGGCCUGCUCGGCCUGGCCCUGCACGUACUAGGCUUGCAGCCUCUGCAGGAGGCCGCGCAGAGCCUCUGA
This is a messenger RNA of Octodon degus (degu), 1269 nucleotides long. RefSeq names its product short chain dehydrogenase/reductase family 42E, member 2 (gene Sdr42e2). The transcript is spliced from 12 exons. Lineage: Eukaryota; Metazoa; Chordata; Mammalia; Rodentia; Octodontidae. Gene Ontology annotation, biological process: steroid biosynthetic process. The record is from RefSeq and is a predicted model, not a curated record. Gene Ontology annotation, molecular function: 3-beta-hydroxy-Delta5-steroid dehydrogenase (NAD+) activity. Bases 1 to 1269 code for a protein of 422 amino acids.